Messenger RNA from Bolinopsis microptera, 1176 nucleotides. Its product is annotated as activating signal cointegrator 1 complex subunit 1-like. The transcript has a single exon. NCBI's taxonomy places the organism in Eukaryota, Metazoa, Ctenophora, Tentaculata, Lobata, Bolinopsidae. Bases 18 to 1088 code for a protein of 356 amino acids. The record is from RefSeq and is a predicted model, not a curated record. Gene Ontology annotation, molecular function: RNA binding. Gene Ontology annotation, cellular component: nucleus. Gene Ontology annotation, biological process: DNA alkylation repair; regulation of DNA-templated transcription.
UUCAAUCAAAUUUCUAGAUGCAGAUUGACGAAGGAAUUGACAUCCUCUGUCCCGAAAUUAAGUGUAUCAAUGGAAGCUCCUAUAGAAUUCUCUGCCAACCAACGGUAACCUCUCUGCCGGUAACAUCUUUUAAGACAAGCAGUUCUAAAAGAGGUAAAGAGCAGUUCUCAAGCUUUUCCAAUGUGUAUGAGGAUGAACCUUCAACUUGCAAAGCUCCUAAUUCUGACUGUAAACCUGUCAAGGAAGAAUGGCAGACGUCUGAACUGUCUACACCUAGUUAUUUUCACAAGUUUAUUGUCGGUAAGAGUGGGACUGUCAAAAAAAGACUUGAAAAUGAAACUGGAACAGAAAUGUUGGUCCCUAGGCCUCGUGAAAACAAAGAUUUUAUCACUGUAAGACAUAGAAACGAGAGUUCUUUGUCAUCUCUUGAAGUAAGAGUGGAGAGUAUUGUUUCAAGUGCCAGAAAGAGGGAGCGACCUACUCACUUUAUCUCAAUUCCUGUGGCGUCUGAUGAAAUAACAGCAAGCCUGCACAAAUUUCAAGACCUCUGUGGUGAUAUUAUACACCCUCAUAAAGUCCAGUUUGCCUCUAAACUUCAUCUUACAGUUGGGGUACUAAAACUUUUUUCCAAAUCCGAAGUUGACCAGGCAAGUGAUGUUUUAAAAGAGUUUGCUCCUCGCAUUCCAUACAUUUUGUGUGGUAAACCUCUCCGUGGUGCUUUGAAAAACCUUGAGAUCAUGAAUGAUGAACCUCAGUCAGUUAAUGUGUUAUACGGUGAAAUUCUGUUGUUAGAUGAGUCAGAAAGACUCCAAAAUUUAGCUGACCAGUGCUUGGAAUUCCUUGUUGAAAAAGGUCUGAUGGACUAUGAGCAAAACAGAAAUAGCAAGAGCGUAAAACUGCAUUGUACGCUGAUCAAUACUCGGUGGAAUAGUAAUGGUCCAAAGACCAUUGAUGCAAAUCCAUUGUUAUCUGAUAAUUUUGAGCUUAAAAACUUUGGUAACUGUGUUCUGGAUAGACUUGACCUGAAUGAAAUGACCACUGAUCGUGACAGGAAAUAUGUUAAUGUUACUACAAUUUCUCUUGUAUAAGCCACAUUCAACUUAAAACACUGUUUUAUUGUUUAGCAUGAUUUUAUGAAGUUUGGCUCUUGUGUUAUGAAAUAAUGUUACCAAAUUG